Messenger RNA from Schistosoma intercalatum, 2171 nucleotides. Lineage: Eukaryota; Metazoa; Platyhelminthes; Trematoda; Strigeidida; Schistosomatidae. The record is from the annotation of a GenBank genome assembly.
AUGAUUAGGUUUGCCCCUUCGUGGUGGCGUUCCAAGAACUUCACAUGUUUACUUUCAUGGAGGUCAAACAAGCUAAUAAAUUCGUCGUACAAACUUCGGUUGCCUUCUUAUCUUCGUACUCAGGAGAAUUCCGGUAAAGCAUCGCGUCCUGGAGAAAGAAAGAAUGAUCAAACAUCUAAUAUUCCAAAGUUUGAAUUACGGUUUUCAUUUUCUCGAAAUAAAAUGCCUGACCCUCCUGGUGGAUGGUCUUUUGCUUCUUGGGUUAUACUUGGUGCUGUUGGUUUAACAUGGGUUGUCUACCACAAUUUUUCAAUGUACAGAAAGGUCGAUUGGAAAGAGUUUACAGAUAACUUCCUACAAAAGGGUGCUGUCCAUCACUUAGAGGUUGUGAACAAAUCUUGGGUUAGAGUCCAUCUCCAACCAGGCGCAGAUUUCGAGUCGUAUGAAUCCAUUGAUCCCAGCAAGAAAAUUUAUUGGUUUGAAAUCGGUUCAGUUGACACUUUUGAACGAAGUCUACGUGAUAUGGAGGCUCAUAUGGGUAUAGAUCCUAUGCAUAGAACGUUUAUAACCUAUAGCAGUCGUCUAAAGCUAUCAGAUGUUUUAUAUGGCAUUUUCUAUAUUUCUUUGUUCUUAAUGGCUGUGUAUUCCUUACGGCCUGCAUCUGGUGGUGUUGUACGGAAGUCAGGACUGGGUUCAGGAUUAUUCAAUUUCGGACAGUCACCUGUGCGUUUAAUAGAAAAAGAUAAGAUUGGUGUACGUUUUAACGAUGUAGCAGGUUGUGAAGAAGCAAAACUUGAAAUAAUUGAAUUUGUUAACUUCCUAAAAAAUCCAGCAAAAUACGAAGCGCUAGGAGCAAAGAUUCCUCGUGGUGCCAUCCUAAAAGGUCCUCCUGGUACUGGCAAAACACUUUUGGCUAAAGCAACUGCUGGAGAAGCGAAUGUUCCAUUCCUUUCCGUUUCUGGAAGUGAAUUUUUAGAGAUGUUCGUUGGUGUAGGACCGAAAAGAGUACGCGAUAUGUUUGCCUCUGCACGAGACAAAGCUCCCUGUAUAUUGUUUAUUGACGAAAUUGACGCUAUUGGUGGCAAGCGAUCUGGUACAUCAUUUGGUCAUCAGGAACGGGAAAAUACUCUCAAUCAACUACUUGUGGAAAUGGACGGGUUUACUACUCAAGAAAAUGUUGUCGUUCUGGCUGCUACCAAUCGUAUUGAUAUUCUAGAUCCAGCUCUUCUUAGGCCUGGACGUUUUGAUCGUCAAAUAUAUGUAUCAUUGCCAGAUAUCAAAGGUCGUGCAUCAAUAUUUAAGAUACAUUUGAAACCAAUUAAAUUAGCUGAUGAUAUGCAACUUGUAGCUCGCAAAAUGGCUACACGUACUCCGGGAUUUUCUGGUGCGGAUAUUGCAAGUGUAUGUAAUGAGGCAGCGUUAAUCGCUGCGCGAGAAGAUGCUCAUAGUGUCAAUCUGAUCCAUUUUGAUAAAGCUAUCGACCGUGUAAUUGCUGGGCUAGAAAAGAAAAGUCAAGUAUUACAACCCGAAGAGAAAAAAAUAGUUGCAUACCAUGAAGCUGGACAUGCAGUUGUUGGUUGGUUUUUAGAACACUGUAAUCCGUUGUUGAAAGUUUCAAUAAUUCCUCGUGGUAAAGCUCUUGGUUAUGCUCAGUAUCAACCUAGGGAUAUCUAUUUGUUGACUAAAGAUCAAAUGUUGGAUGAAAUGUGUUUGGCAUUAGGAGGUCGAGCAAGUGAAGAAGUGUUUUUCGGUAAAGUUGGAAGUGGAGCAGUGGACGAUUUACAGCGUGUAACUCGAUCAGCUUAUUCUCAAAUUGUCCAAUUAGGAUUCAGUUCAAAAGUUGGGUUGCUAAGUUUCGAUUUGCCUGAGCAAGGUGAUAUGGUUCUUACCAAGCCAUAUUCUGAGCAUACUGCACAAAUAAUAGACGAAGAAGUUAGACAACUUGUUGAGUCAGCCUACGAAAGAACACUAACGAUAUUAAGAGAAAAAAGACAGCUUGUCGAAAAGGUAGCUCUACGCUUACUAGACAAAGAACAGUUGCAAAAAGAAGACCUGGUUGAAGUAUUAGGUCCAAGACCGUUUGUGGAGAAAAACACAUAUGAAGAACUCGUAGGUCCUGGCCCUUUGGAUGAAGAUGUGUCACUCCCUCCUGGACUCAAGGACUGGAAUAA